AUGGCUUGCAUAGAUAAGGAAACGGCCGAGCCAAUUGCUGAAGAAAUUCGUCAAAAGACUGCAGUUGAUCCCAGUCUUGUGUCCGUCGUACAAUUGGACCUUAGUGAUUUGGAUUCGGUUCGGAAUUGUAGCCGGAAAAUUUGUGCAUCUGAACCAAAACUUGAUGUUUUGAUAAAUGAUGCGGGUGUUGGCAUAGGGCCCGUUAAAACCUCCAAACAAGGUUAUGAUUACACAUUUGCAGUCAACCAUCUUGGACAUUUUCUUCUUACUCAUCUCCUCCUUGGUUUGCUAAAAAAAUCAAGACCAAGUCGAAUCAUCAAUGUCAGCUCCAUGUAUCACAGAAAAGUGACCAGAACUCUGGACUUUAGUCGGGAACCAAAGCCAGAAUCUGACAUGAAAUAUCCUGGACUUUUUGGUUAUCCAACAAGUAAACUUGCCCAAAUCCUCCAUACAAAUAUCCUGGCUAAACAACUUAAGGAACAUGGCGUUGUUGCUAACAGCAUGCACCCAGGAUAUGUGUCGUCUGGAAUUUGGUACACAGAUAUCCACAAUAAGUUUGUCAUCAUAUUUAUGAGGUUCUUUGGUUGGUUAUCAACAAUCAUUGGACGGACUCCAAAAGAUGCAGCCCAAACUGCAAUCUACAUGGCUGCAGACCCUGCCCUAGAAAAAGUCUCAGGACAGUAUUUUGAAAAUGUGGCAAUAUCUGAUCAGCUUUCGUCUUUUGCUAAGGAUCCGGAACUAGCUCAGAAAAUGUGGGAUGUUUCCAGUGAGAUGUGUGGACUGACCAAAAAAGUGGAAUAA
Acanthosepion pharaonis is the source of this 801-nucleotide messenger RNA. Lineage: Eukaryota; Metazoa; Mollusca; Cephalopoda; Sepiida; Sepiidae. The record is from the annotation of a GenBank genome assembly.